CCCGACUAUUUCUCAGCCAGCGGGUGUUGGCAUCCGACUACUUUCAGCCCUGCCAUGGCCUCCUCGAAGUCAACAGCACGAACAGCGCAGCCCGAGGGUGGUGCACUGCCAUGGGUGACGAAAUGGCUGGUGCGGAUGGCAUGGCUCACAGCGGUGUGGGCAGUAUGCAAGGGCUUGGACGCAAUCAAGGACCGCUGGUACGUGCUCGACCCGACAAGCCUGCACGAGCUCGCCCAGGCAGCGAUCGCUUCCGCGCCCGAGCCCAACGACAUCAACUCUAUGAUCAAUCACAUUGUGACCAACCUCACCGCGACGUACCCGGACUCCCAGAUCGCGCUCAAUACGAACGCGUCCGAGUGGGUACUCAGCAAUGCGGGCGGCGCCAUGGGCGCGAUGUACAUCAUCCACGCGAGCGUGACGGAGUACCUGAUCGUGUUCGGGACGCCGCUGGGCACGGAGGGCCAUACGGGCAUGCACACCGCGGACGACUACUUCAACAUCCUCGUCGGCGAGCAGUGGGCGUUCGCCCCGCCGACGCUCGAGAUGGAGCGCUACCCUGCCGGCAGUGUGCACCACCUCCCGCGCGGGUACGUUAAGCAGUACAAGAUGCACGAAGGCUGCUACGCGCUUGAGUAUGCUCGAGGAUGGAUCCCACUCAUGCUGCCGUUCGGCCUCGCCGACGUCUUCACGUCGACGUUGGAUGUGUGGUCGUUGUACCACACCGUCCGCAUCACCGCGCGCGAGAUGCUACGAAACGCACUCGUGGGGAAGAUCUAGACGCGGAAAAGUAACCUAUAUGCGCAGGCAUCUACGUUGACAGUAAUAUACCAUACAGAAGUUCAUCCGCUCUCCCGACAUUGUGCGCUUCGCUCAUCCUGAGUCUCGAGAGACGAAUUACGACACACGGAUCAGCUGGUGGGUCAACUGAGAAGGUUCAUCGAGGCCUGCAACAAUCCUGUCCAUAUCGACCUCGCCGGCAGAGCGCUCCUGCCCGGUCUCAGCCAGAAUUG
Molecule: messenger RNA, 1010 nt
Organism: Fomitopsis serialis
Lineage: Eukaryota; Fungi; Basidiomycota; Agaricomycetes; Polyporales; Fomitopsidaceae
Product: C-8 sterol isomerase
Exons: 3
Coding region: 55-777 (240 amino acids)
Biological process (GO): ergosterol biosynthetic process
Cellular component (GO): endoplasmic reticulum
Source: RefSeq, a predicted model, not a curated record